Messenger RNA from Naegleria gruberi, 1425 nucleotides. RefSeq lists its product as uncharacterized. Lineage: Eukaryota; Heterolobosea; Eutetramitea; Acrasida; Naegleriidae. The transcript has a single exon. Bases 1 to 1425 code for a protein of 474 amino acids. The record is from RefSeq and is a predicted model, not a curated record.
AUGUCUGCAAAGCUUAUUUGUUAUUAUUGUGGAGAGAAUGAGGAGUUUGGAAAUUUGAAGGACCACAUGUUUCAAUGCUCUAAUAAUUGGCAUGCUCAACAGCAGAAGUUGAUUCCCGAAUUGCAGAGGAUGUAUCCUCCUCGGGGUUUGCCUUCCAUGAUGAUGCCUUCCUCUUCUAAAGAUAAGGCUAGCAUUGAGAAGUAUAAUACUUAUGCGAAAUUGUUGUAUUGUCAGGAGAGUCUAAAUCCAUGCCCGUCAUGUUUGAAAUUAUUCAAGGCUAGUGAAUUGGGAGAACAUUUUCUGAGAUGCAAUCCAUCUGAUAAUAGUCCAAAACAUCAUCAACAAACAAUGCAACAACCUCAACAACAACAAAAUAACAAGCCCUCAGUUUCUGCUUCAUCACCCAAAAAACAACAACAAUCAUCAACAAUACAACCACCCCGAUCCUGCUCACCUCCUCGUCAGGUUCAAUACACUCCUCCAAAAACCUCUCCCUCAAAUUCAAAAUCUCAACUAGUGAGAGAAAGUUCUUCAGGUUCAAUAGGAUCAAAUUCAUCGAACAAAUCAGCUACAAUAGCAUCUCAAAAUAUUGAUAAAUACCUUCCAGUGAGAGAUUCUGUCUCAAAAACUGCAGUGAGUCAGAGUAGAUCAUCGUCUUCACAAAAGAAGGCUCCUAUGAGGGAUAUUAAUGGAAAGCCUAUUGCUUAUUGUUGCCACUUGUGUGGAAGGGAGUAUCUGAAUGUAGACUCUCUAACAUUCCACAUUCCUCAAUGUUUGGAUAAGAGAGCUGUUUCUCAAAAGGAACUACCAAAAGAAAUGAGAACAAAACCUCCAUCUGCACCGACAGUUCCAAUACCUGAAGAUCGGUUGGCAGAUGAGUUCCUUCAACAACUUGAUGAGUAUAACCAAAUGGCAUAUAGAAUUUUUGAACAAAGUUCAAGAGUUGGAUGUAAAUAUUGUGGCAGAAAAUUCAAUGCAGAAGCUUUAAUUGUCCAUUUGAGAUCUUGUGAAAAACAGGCAGAUAAGAACCCUCCUCCAUUCGGCAAAAAUCAACCAGGUGCAGCAGCAAGAGGAGGUGUUGUUCCAUUUUCUGCUGUUGUUGGAAAACAAUCUUCAAACAAUUCAGAAGCUUAUGAGGAACUUGAAAGAGCAGAAUGUUCAAAAUGUGGAAGAAAGUUUGCUCUUGAUCGAUUGGCCAUUCACGAAAAUAGUUGUAAAGGAUCCAAGAAAGAGGUCCAACCAUCACCAAGCAAAAUUCUUACUGAAAAGAUUAAGAACAUGCCAAAUCCUAGUCUUGACAAUGUGACAACUAAAAUAUCCUCUCAAACUUCAUCUUCUGAACCACAUCGAGUGCCAUGUAGAGUCUGUGGAAGAAAAUUCAAUCCUGAUAGAAUAGAGAAACACGAGUCAAUUUGCAAAAAAUAA